AUGUUGAAAAUUAUCGGUUUGUGGCCGGAAAAAAGCAAAAAUCAACGUGAAGAAUUAUUAUCGAAGAUUCGAUUUCUAUUCAAUGUUAUUAUGUUGAUUUUCGUAUUGACUAUACCUGCUUUAAUGUCACUGAUAAGAGUAUGGGGUGAUAUGAUAUUAAUGAUAGAUAAUUUACAAUAUACCCUGCCUCUUUUGAUAACGUUAUUGAAAGUUUUCAUCAUGUGGUACAACAAAAGAGCUUUAUCACCGUUGAUUAACAUGAUCGUGAAAGAUUGGAUAAAAGUGAAAAUGGAAGAGGAACGAAUCGUCAUGCUAAAACAAGCCAGAAUCAUCCGCUUGCUUGCUAUUUGCGGAGCACUCUUAAUACUUUCCACAUUGCUGAUAACCUUUGGCUCUUUCCUUUUUGGCAAGACUCUUAGGCACGUAACGAAUUUUACCGAUCCGGUUGGAAAAUCUUUGCCAAUCCAAACAUACUAUCCGCACGAUAUAUCUAACAGCCCGAAUUUUGAAUUAACAUAUUUGAUACAAGUAAUCGGACUGACUACAUCUGGUCUCUCUUAUACCGCAGUCGACAACUUCCUUGGACUUCUAAUCUUACAUAUAUGCGGCCAGGUGGAGAAUCUACAUCUGCGACUAUUGAAUUUGGGGAAGAAUUCAAAUUUCAAAGAGCUUUUAAAGUACAACGUGAAAGAUCAUAUUCGCUUGAUCAGAUCUAUAGAAACCAUUGAUAACACAUUCAAUUUAAUGCUGCUCGGUCUAUUAUUCUUUUUUGGUGUAUUGUUUUGUUUUGAUGGAUUUCUAAUAAUUAAUAUUGCUAAUCGAGAUGGUCACUUGUCAUUCAUGCAAUUGAUUUGGUACAUGUCCGCCACUAUAUGUGUUUUGCUGCAUACAUGUCUUUAUUGUGCGGUCGGUGAACUUCUUGUGGCUCAAUCCGAAAAAAUACAUCGCGCCACAUAUGAAUACGUAUGGUAUACUUUGGAGCCAAAGGCAGCAAGAAACCUGAUAUUAAUUAUGCUGCGUACAAAAAAACCACUCAAUAUUACAGCGGGAAAAACGUUUCCGAUGACAAUGUCCACGUUCUGCAACUUGCUAAAAACAUCGGCUGGCUAUGUAUCAGUGUUACUUGCCAAUCGAGAUUAAUGACACAAUUAAAGGAUAAAUUAGUAUGUAAUUAAUUGUUCA
Molecule: messenger RNA, 1182 nt
Organism: Mycetomoellerius zeteki
Lineage: Eukaryota; Metazoa; Arthropoda; Insecta; Hymenoptera; Formicidae
Product: odorant receptor Or2-like
Exons: 6
Coding region: 1-1140 (379 amino acids)
Biological process (GO): sensory perception of smell; detection of chemical stimulus involved in sensory perception of smell
Cellular component (GO): plasma membrane
Molecular function (GO): odorant binding; olfactory receptor activity
Source: RefSeq, a predicted model, not a curated record